This is a messenger RNA of Frankliniella occidentalis (western flower thrips), 823 nucleotides long. Its product is annotated as putative protein FAM10A4. Gene Ontology annotation, molecular function: protein dimerization activity; Hsp70 protein binding. NCBI's taxonomy places the organism in Eukaryota, Metazoa, Arthropoda, Insecta, Thysanoptera, Thripidae. The record is from RefSeq and is a predicted model, not a curated record.
CGCGGGCAACGUCAAAAGUGAGUGGUGGGGGUCUGGUUCGGUUCGGUCGUCCCGAAUGAACGAACGAAAGCGAAAGCCGAAGAAGGACGAAUCCACCAUCACGGAUCACGGAACAAGUUUCAUCGACUUAAGGAUGGCAGCUUUCGGUUCAGAACAACUGGCUCAGCUGAAAGCUUUCAUUGAAGUGUGCAAAGCGAAACCAUCUAUAUUGCACGCAGAUGAAUUCAAGUUUUUUAAGGAUUACAUUGAAUCGCUUGGCGGAAAAAUUCCUCUAUCCAGCACUAAAGCUGACCCUAAACCAACCGCAUUUACACCCAAACGUGAAGCCAAAGUGGAACCAGAGCCUCAACCUGAGCCAGAAGCUGAAAGUGAAGAGAGUGAUGUUGAGUUAGACAAUGAGGGUGUUAUUGAACCAGACACACUGGAUGAUACAGCUUUUCCAAAUGCAGAGAAGGAAGUCUCUGAGGAAGACAUAGACAAAUCAAGUGAAAAAGCAACUGAAGCUGUGCAGGCAUUCCAAUCAGGAGAAUUUGAAAAUGCCAUCAAAUUGUACUCUGAAUCGAUUUCUCUCAACCCUGGAAAGGCUAUACUCUAUGCUAAAAGGGGUCAAGCAUAUCUUAAACUUCAAAAACCCAAUGCCUGCAUUCGUGACUGCAGUCAAGCUUUGAAACUAAAUCCAGACAGUGCCCAAGCAUAUAAGUUCAAAGGACGAGCUCAUCGCCUGUUGGGUCAGUGGGAAGAAGCUGCCAAGGAUCUACGCUCUGCUGCCAAAAUUGACUUUGAUGACCAGGUUGAUGAAUGGCUGCGAGAAGUUACUCCAAAU